This is a messenger RNA of Formica exsecta, 618 nucleotides long. It is a transcript of the gene RpL40, whose product is annotated as ubiquitin-60S ribosomal protein L40. Gene Ontology annotation, cellular component: cytoplasm; nucleus; ribosome. NCBI's taxonomy places the organism in Eukaryota, Metazoa, Arthropoda, Insecta, Hymenoptera, Formicidae. The transcript has 3 exons. Gene Ontology annotation, molecular function: ubiquitin protein ligase binding; protein tag activity; structural constituent of ribosome. Bases 142 to 528 code for a protein of 128 amino acids. Gene Ontology annotation, biological process: translation; modification-dependent protein catabolic process; protein ubiquitination. The record is from RefSeq and is a predicted model, not a curated record.
UAUCGAAACUCGAAGCGUAGACAAGAUGGCGCACGAGAUGAACGUCACUUCCGCCGGUAUUGCGGAAGUGACGGCACGGCCAUAAUUGGAUCUUUUUUAGGUUGGGUUUAGUAGCAGCACGUUGUCGGAACAAUAGUCAUCAUGCAGAUUUUCGUGAAAACCCUCACUGGUAAGACCAUCACUCUCGAGGUAGAAGCCUCUGAUACCAUCGAAAAUGUGAAAGCCAAGAUCCAGGAUAAAGAGGGAAUCCCACCAGAUCAGCAGCGGCUUAUCUUUGCUGGCAAACAACUGGAAGAUGGACGUACUCUCUCUGAUUAUAACAUCCAAAAAGAAUCCACUCUCCAUCUCGUGCUUCGUCUCCGAGGAGGUGUAAUUGAACCUACUCUGCGUAUACUUGCACAGAAAUAUAACUGUGACAAAAUGAUCUGUCGCAAAUGUUAUGCUCGUCUUCAUCCUAGAGCAACUAAUUGCCGUAAGAAAAAGUGUGGUCACACAAAUAACAUCCGGCCAAAGAAGAAGUUGAAGUAAACUAAGCACCCAAGUUCCAUUUCCACGUUAUGGAAGUGGAAAUAUAUAUUUCUUAUACCUGGCAUCAAUAAACUUUGACUGGUAAACCGA